CGUCCAGCAGUGGUUUGUCUCGCCUUCCCGCCUCCACCAGCCUUACUUCCAUUUCCUCUCUCCUGUAGCGUUAGCAGAACAACGUCCUCACUCCAACAGAAAUGGCUGACCAAUUGACAGAAGAACAGAUCGCAGAAUUUAAGGAGGCCUUCUCCCUGUUUGAUAAGGACGGAGAUGGGACCAUCACCACAAAGGAGCUGGGCACUGUAAUGAGAUCACUGGGUCAAAACCCAACUGAGGCAGAGCUUCAGGACAUGAUCAAUGAGGUGGACGCAGAUGGUAACGGUACCAUUGACUUCCCUGAGUUUUUGACGAUGAUGGCAAGGAAGAUGAAAGACACUGACAGUGAGGAGGAGAUCAGAGAGGCAUUCAGAGUCUUUGAUAAGGAUGGCAACGGUUACAUUAGCGCUGCAGAGCUGCGUCAUGUGAUGACUAACCUUGGGGAGAAGCUGACGGAUGAAGAAGUAGAUGAAAUGAUCAGAGAAGCAGACAUUGAUGGUGACGGACAGGUCAACUAUGAAGAAUUUGUUCAGAUGAUGACCGCCAAAUGAACUGGGCUCCCAUUUAAGACAAAGAAUCAGUUAAAUGUUUCACUUACCUCUUAUUGCAAAAAUCUACAUUUAUUCAUACUGUUCUGUAUAGACAAUUUAAACUGAAUGUUGGAAAACUGAAAAUCUGUCCAUAUAAACAAGCUCAAAAAAGGUAAAAAGACAAAAAGAAAAACUUCUAAAUGAAUCUGCAUGUACUGGCUUGUAUUCCCCGCCCCCCAGCGCUGAGCUGCCCAAUCAGAUCUCAACUCGUUAGCCAAGCAGCCUCUCUGCAGCUGGCUGGUUUUUGCCGCUGCUCCUCUGCUUCCUGGUUCCAUCUGCCUGAUGUCAUGAUGAUUACAUGGGCUGGCACAAUCGCCUUUCUUCUAUGACUUCCUGUUUUCUUUUCUUUUUUUCUGUUCUUCAUGCAUGCAGCUUUAGAUGGGUUACUGUUGAGAGCCCAGUGGCGAAAGGCUGUUGUUGGGCUUCAGGGUGCCCUGGGACCCACAAAGAGGAGGGAGGGGUUAGUUGACGGAUGGAUGGGAGUGAGUGAACCAGCGGAACCUUUGCAGUUUGCUUACCUAAAUGAAAUCAGUGACAACAGAGAUAUUUUUAAGAAAAAUUUUAAAAAUGGUAUAACUAAGAACUCAUUUUAGAUUCUGUGUUUCUGGCAUGUCAGGAUACUUGCUUUAUCCUUUGUGUGUUUACCUUUUUUGAGAGGGGAAGCUUGGGUGGGGCAUAGAUUUGAGCCCCUUGGGUGUUGGAUGUGUCCCUGACUAUUUGGAAGGGUUGGGUGGGCUUAAAAGGUGAUGAUAUACAAGAGCAAUCUUUGGGACAAUAUCAAUAUUAUGACCAUCAGGUUUUGUAGAGUUGGAGAUUUCUUAAUGAUUAAUCUGUGGUUAUGACUGAAGCAUGCUUGGGUAGUGUAAUGUCUCAAAGGUGGCGUGUGUAUCAUGAUUCUACAGGGGCGUUAAUUUCAGUUUAGUGGGGACGGGGUCGGUGCUUUGCGGCAUUUCUAUCUUGUGUUUGUGUGUGAGUUUGCGUGUGUAAGUGUGUGUGUGUGUGGGUGCGGCGAGGCCCGGCCCAGUCCAACUGUUCUGUUUAGUUCAGUUGAUCUGCAUUCCAAGUUGUACAUGCUAGUCUUUACAUUUUGUUUUUCCAAUAAAAUGUCAUGAACUAA
Molecule: messenger RNA, 1707 nt
Organism: Centropristis striata (black sea bass)
Lineage: Eukaryota; Metazoa; Chordata; Actinopteri; Perciformes; Serranidae
Gene: calm1a
Product: calmodulin 1a
Exons: 6
Coding region: 102-551 (149 amino acids)
Molecular function (GO): calcium ion binding
Source: RefSeq, a predicted model, not a curated record